CGGAGGCGGAGGGUGGAAGAAUGUCAGUGUCUGCUUACUGUAUAUUUUGCUACAGACAAAUAGGAACCUCAGGUUCAGCCACAAAAACACACCUACCCUGGAAUGAUAUCAUUAUUUCUUCAACAUGUAGCUGCUGCCUCUUGUCUGCAUGCCAAAUUCUUAUGGUCUCUCAAAGAUGGAAGCUGGUAGCAGUGGUUGUGGGGCAAAUCUCCCAAUUCAUGCUGAGGAAAAGAAAUUAUUCAUGAUAGGAAAAAUUGCAAAGGUAACUGGAUCACUUAUACUAGGAGGUUUUGUAUUCAUUACAUAUGAAGUCCUGUCCUUAAAUAAGUUGCUGCAAAUCGAUACUCAAGCUCUACAUCAAGAAAAACUUAAAUCCUAUGUAUAUGUACGUACAGCUUCUCUAAAUCCAAGUGAAUAUCAAGGGGUCACAUACAAAGCCAGAAAAGAAAUCCAUAAAGCAGUGAGGAAGAUUCUAGAAACAGAAGCUAAAAUAUUCCGGAGACCUUUUAAUGAACAAUUCGGUACAUUUGAUGGAGAAGAGCAUGAGUGUGCCUUAUGGCUUCUCUUAAAGAAAACUCAGUCAGAAGACAAAAUGGUCCGACUGCAGGCUGUGCAAGACCUGGCAAGCAACAGUCACUGGCGUGAUUAUCAGUAUGGUACAGUUGCUCAAACCUGUGAUCAAAGGACUGCUAUAGGUUUGGCUCGAUCCAAAGGAAUUGACCUUCGCUUUUUCCUGCCUCCACCACCAUUGCCAAAAAUAAAGACUGAUUAUCCCAUAGAAGAUGAACUUCGCUUGUUGUUAGUGUCUUUACCCCAGACUGGUCUUGAUCCAUGUGUCCAGUACUUCACAUCUCUUGCUUUACGUGAAAGUAGCCAGACUCUUGCUGCACAAAGGGGAGGCUUAUGGUGUUUUGGAGGAAAUGGACUUCCAUAUUGUGAGACGCUGAGUAAAAUCCCUUCAGAAACAGUGGAACUUUUUUGCUUGCAGGCUUUAGUACAACAUUCUAAGAUUUCUUCUCACUGUGAUAAAAUUGAAGCUAAAGGAGGCCUUCAGCUACUGCAGAGGAUAUACCAGCUACGAAAAGAUUCAGCAAAGAUACAGAGAAACAUAAUUCGCAUUAUUGGAAAUAUGGCUUUGGAUGAACAUCUCCAUUCAUCCAUAGUACGUGCAGGUUGGGUUUCUGUACUUGCUGAAGUAAUGAAAUCCCCCCAUAUCAUUCAGUCUUCUCACGCAUCCAGAGCUUUGGCUAAUCUAGACAGGGACACUGUGGAAGAAAAAUACCCAGAUGGCGUUUAUGUCUUACAUCCACAGUAUCGUAGCAGUCAGCCCAUCAGAGCAGACAUCCUUUUUGUUCAUGGUCUUUUGGGAGCAGCAUUUAAAACCUGGCGACAGCAAGACAUUGACAGGCAUUUGGAUAAAAAGGUCUCAGAAGGGGAAGAGGACUAUAGUCAGUGCUGGCCAAAGACAUGGCUGGCUUCAGACUGUCCUUCCCUUAGAAUCCUGUCUGUAGAAUAUGACACCCAUCUGAGUGACUGGAAAGCAAAAUGUCCUGUUGAGGCUCACAGGAAGUCUAUUGCUUACAGGAGCAGUGAGCUGCUUGACAAGCUCAAAGCUGCUGGGAUUGGAGACAGACCUCUGGUGUGGGUAUCCCAUAGCAUGGGUGGUCUUCUAGUGAAAAAGAUGCUGGUGGAUGCUUCCAAGAAUCCAGAAAUGGAUAAAAUUGUAAACAACACCAGAGGAAUCAUAUUUUAUAGCGUACCUCACCAUGGUUCCCAGCUGGCUGAAUAUUCUAUAAAUGCCAGAUAUCUUCUCUUUCCGUCUGUGGAGGUUAAAGAGCUCAGCAAGGAUUCUCCUGCACUUAAAGAGCUGAAUGAUGAGUUCUUGUCUUUUGCCAAAGAGAAGAAAUUUUCAGUGCUGAGUUUUGCAGAAACCUUACCCACACACAUAGGCAGCAUGUUAAAACUGCAUGUUGUACCUUUGGAAUCAGCAGACUUAGGAAUUGGAGACCUUAUUCCAGUGGAUGUUAAUCAUCUAAAUAUUUGUAAGCCAAAGAAGAAGGAUGCUUUCCUGUACCAACGUACACUGAAGUUCAUUCGGGAUGUUUUAGCCCAAGAACUUGGAGAUUGAGUAUUUGCUGUCCUUGGCUAUUUGUGCUCUCCGUUUGGUGUGACAUGGAAAGUUGUUAUUUGUUAGGGGAUCUGCAGAACCACACGGGUGCUAUGUCAAUAGUAUCUGCAGCUAAAUAAUUUUCAGUACAUCUCCAACUUAGACACCUCGGCAAUUUAUUUCUAAAAUGACAUUCAAAACAAAUACAGACUUGGCAAAAAAAAAAAAAAAAGUGUGCCCAGGAUAUCUUCUUCUAGCAAAAAACCACAAGCUUGCUUUGGAGGCAGG
Myiozetetes cayanensis is the source of this 2395-nucleotide messenger RNA. It is a transcript of the gene SERAC1, whose product is annotated as serine active site containing 1. The coding region runs from base 149 to 2128 and encodes 659 amino acids. The record is from RefSeq and is a predicted model, not a curated record. NCBI's taxonomy places the organism in Eukaryota, Metazoa, Chordata, Aves, Passeriformes, Tyrannidae. The transcript has 18 exons.